CCGAGACGGUGAGGGUCGGCUACAUCCGGGAAAGGCCUGGCAAUUGUUGUUCCGCCUCCAGGUGCUCCUUGGGAAUCCCGGGCAGCUCCUCAGGAAUUUCUACUACUACCUGCUACCUUAGAGUGCCUUUCUGCCUGCCCGGUGCCUAGGUUCCUGGUUUCAGAGAAGAUGACAGAGGAACUGGAAGUCACCGGACAGGACUCUGAUGGGGAUAGUGAAGAGGUGGUCCUGACUCCUGCGGAGCUCAUUGAAAGGCUGGAGCAGGCCUGGAUGAAUGAAAAGUUUGCCCCUGAGCUGCUGGAAAGCAAGUCUGAAAUUGUAGAAUGUGUCAUGGAACAGCUAGACCACAUGGAAGAGAAUCUCAGGAGAGCCAAGAAGGGGGACCUGAAGGUCAGUAUCCACCGAAUGGAGAUGGAGAGGAUCCGCUAUGUCCUUAGCAGCUACUUGCGGUGUCGGCUCAUGAAGAUAGAGAAGUUUUUCCCUCAUAUCCUUGAAAAGGAGAAAACAGCCCAGGAAGGGGAGCUGUCUAGCCUUUCUCCAGAGGAGCUGGUCUUUGCCAAACAGUACAUGGCUAACACGGAGACCUACCUCAAGAAUGUUGCCUUAAAACAUAUGCCUCCUAACUUACAGAUGGUGGACCUCUUGAGGUCAGUUCCCAAACCAGAUCUAGAUUCAUACGUGUUUCUGAGAGUAAAAGAACGCCAGGAGAACAUACUGGUAGAACCGGAAACAGAUGAGCAGAGGGACUACGUGAUUGACAUGGAGGAAGGCUCACAGCACUUGAUCCGUUAUAAAACCAUUGCACCUCUGGUGGCUUCUGGAGCAGUUCAGUUGAUUUAAAGUCGAAAGUAAAUAAACAAGAAUGACGGGCUGGAACCUUAAAGAAAAUAUUUAGAAACUUCUCACCACUUUGUGUCUAAGCACAACAGGCCUCCUCCGCAGUACUGUGGGUCACUUGGGCAUGGAGAAGGAGCCCCAGGCAGGUUCCUGACUGGCCACGAGGGCUGACUGCUGUUUUCUCCACAGUCAGUAGAUGGCGCCAUCGCGCUGCUGAUUCGGCACUUGGUUCUCUCUUUGUGCGCCUUUUCCAACGGAAGAUAAAAUGUCUUCAGGGGCAUCUCGCUAGACUGUGUGAACUAACCUUCUGAAACCUCUACUGUUGGACUUAGAACCAGUUUCUGCCCUGGCUAACUGAGAAUCACAACGAAACCAAUAAACCAUUCUUAAGUUUCUGUUUGGUGGCAGAAGGAGCCUCUGGACAGGUCUCGGCUUGUAGCCUAAUGAUGUACGUUCUCCCUGCUGCUAAGCUGCAGCCUUUCCCCGAAUCCCAGGCAGCCUUGCCAAGCCACCCUCCUGGCCAUCUGGCCAUUCUUGGCCAGGAAUCUGUUAACCGCAACAUUAUCUUAGCUUGUGACCUCAGUUAGCAGCGUUUCUGUUUUUAGCUUUCUCAAGGGAAAUGGAUGAAAUUAAACUAAUAUGAGGGGGGAGUAUCACAGGGAUACCUGAAGGGAGGCGGUAGAGAAAGUGAAUGAACCGUCUUUCCUUGAAACGUGAGAAUAAGGAAGCCUGCACUCCAGUCUUGCUGACUAGAAAGCAGCAGAUUUUCAUUUAUAUGAUACAGGCUGUUAAUCAAUGUAACAUGGUUAUCAUUUCCAAGAGAAAUCACGAAGUGAAAGCAAGGAAGGUUUUAUUCAUUAAUAAAAACAUUUUCUAUUUCA
Molecule: messenger RNA, 1718 nt
Organism: Hyaena hyaena (striped hyena)
Lineage: Eukaryota; Metazoa; Chordata; Mammalia; Carnivora; Hyaenidae
Gene: GINS4
Product: GINS complex subunit 4
Exons: 8
Coding region: 169-840 (223 amino acids)
Biological process (GO): double-strand break repair via break-induced replication; DNA-templated DNA replication
Cellular component (GO): GINS complex
Source: RefSeq, a predicted model, not a curated record